ACUUUAAUAUUUCGAUCGUACUAGUAGAGAUACAAUAUUAUAAGGACACCAACUGGAAAAUGGGUUACAUAGAUGAAGGCGAUUUUUGGGCCCAGGACAAAGAUUCGAAUCCAUUUGUUAUGGUACUGAAGAACCGGUACGAACUCUGCGAAGAUCUCAAAUACGUCAUUUCCGUUCCAGAUCUCUGUGAUGUUACGUUUCUGGUUGGACCGGAAAAGAUCCCCGUGUAUGGCAUUCGAGCUAUUUUGGCUACCCGCAGCAGACUGAUGUACCAGAUGAUUUUGAGAAGUCGAAACCAAACAAAUACUGUGGUAAAGGAAAGGUCCACACUUAAAAAGGGGAUCCAGUCAGUAAAGAAGGUGCUGGUCAGAAAAAAAUCUAUCCCUCAAAAGGAGAAACCCCACACACAAAGCGUCACAAUUGAGAUAAAGGACUUCGACGUCAGCGUUUUUGAGCGUCUUAUGCGUUACAUCCACUGCGGAGUUGUUUCUGUGGACGCUAGAACUGUCAUUGGAAUGAUCAAUGCUGCAAGAAUGUUUGAGUUUCCGGACCUCCACACGGCCUGUUGGGAAUUUGCAAUGGAAUGUUUGCGUUCCGAUACCUUACCACUGCUAAUAGAAGGAGCGACUCAAUAUAGCCAAUUCAAGGAAACACGAAAACUAAUGCAAAGGGUGCUAUCCUACCUCGGGGAAUCCCCUGACGUCAUCCAGUGCUGCCUGGAAAUACAAAAUUUGAUUCCCCUGCGUUCGGAUGAGUAUAUGUGUUAGUUUACAGAGGUCCAAG
Molecule: messenger RNA, 783 nt
Organism: Saccostrea echinata
Lineage: Eukaryota; Metazoa; Mollusca; Bivalvia; Ostreida; Ostreidae
Product: serine-enriched protein-like
Exons: 5
Coding region: 60-767 (235 amino acids)
Molecular function (GO): protein binding
Source: RefSeq, a predicted model, not a curated record